Messenger RNA from Xylaria bambusicola, 1708 nucleotides. RefSeq lists its product as uncharacterized. Gene Ontology annotation, biological process: apoptotic DNA fragmentation. Gene Ontology annotation, molecular function: metal ion binding; RNA endonuclease activity; single-stranded DNA endonuclease activity. Bases 277 to 1377 code for a protein of 366 amino acids. The transcript has a single exon. Gene Ontology annotation, cellular component: mitochondrial inner membrane; nucleus. Lineage: Eukaryota; Fungi; Ascomycota; Sordariomycetes; Xylariales; Xylariaceae. The record is from RefSeq and is a predicted model, not a curated record.
CCUCGCCUCGAGGCUGAACCCCAUUACUAUGUACAUGCAAAAAUUCCCACCCACACCGUCUGGAUAAGACAUCUGCACCAUCCCACACCACCACGAGGGCUUUGCAUUGCCCCCCUCGUGAGCCUCAUAAUCGCCCGCAAUAAACGCGCCUGACAGUUCCUUCAGCUGGUCUGUCAUCGUUAUCUCUGCCCUGUUCCUGCCUUCGCGUUUGCCCUCUAUCGCAUCUAUAAAACCGAUCCCGUCAGCUCAGCUCCAAGAGGAGCCCCAGCCGCCAACAUGUCCAAAAGUACACUUGCAAUCAUUGCCGCUGCCAGCGCAGGAGCUGGUGCCGCCCUCACAGCAGCCAUGUACUCUUCAAGAUCGCAAUCCGAGCGGAAGCUUGACACCGCCAAUAGGACAGUAUCUACAACCACCACAACCGUCUCAACCAAUGCUACCUCGGCGCCCGUUCCCAUUCCCUCCAAGCAAAUGUUCACGCCUCCAAAUCAGCAGUAUCCCCUUUCUACCUCAGCUCCCGCUGCUCUGGGCGGUCUCGCGCCCGUAGACCCAGCUGGACUAUUCGAGUACGGGUUUCCUGGUCCCGUAGCAGACAUCGCAACCCGACAAGCCCUGGUAUCCUCCUUCGACCGUCGGCUACGGAAUCCUCACUGGGUCAUUGAACAUAUAACGCCCGCGUCUGUAGCGAUGCGAGACGGCGACCGGAAACACAGUGUAUUUCUUGAAGAUGAAGGAGUGCCAGAAAAGUUUCGAGCCAAGUUAAAAGACUACUUCCGAUCCGGUUACGACCGGGGCCACCAGGUCCCCGCGGCUGAUGCAAAGUGGUCACAAAGCGCCAUGGACGAAACCUUCUACUUGACCAACAUGUCGCCUCAGGUCGGCGAGGGCUUCAACCGGGAUUACUGGGCGCAUUUCGAAGACUUCUGCCGUCGUCUCACCCAAAAAUACCCCAGUGUCCGUAUAGUCACCGGCCCCUUAUACCUUCCAAAGCGCGACCCCGCAGACAACAAGUGGUACGUGAAGUACGAGGUCAUCGGCAACCCACCCAACGUUGCUGUGCCCACACAUUUCUACAAGGUUAUCUUCGCCGAGGAGGGCGGCUCAAGCUCGCCCGGUACGGGUAAGGUCGCCAUUGGCGCCUUCGUUCUCCCCAAUGCGCCCAUUCCCAACGAGAAGCCGCUUGCUGAUUUCGAGGUCCCUAUUGAGGCCGUGGAACGAGCAAGCGGUCUCGAAUUCGCCUCAAAGCUACCUGUUCAGCGACGGAAGCGUCUGUGCGCCGACGCAACCUGCGCCUUGAUCAUCAAGGACUACGCAGACAGACAGAAAGCGUUCAAGUCUCCCGGUCCGAAUGCCGGUGCUCUCGUCAAGGGACAGAAAUAAUUUAAAGACGGGGUCCACGCAAUAAAGGAUUGAAAUCAUGUAUCGAAGACAAAACCAUCUUGUACAAUAAUCCAACCCCAACGAUGUGAUGCCAAGGUGGAGGGGUGCAUUAGAUCCGUGGGUGAACCGAGAUUCAUCAUGUAAGGGUGUAAUAAAUCAUGUACAUACUCCCUAGUUUAUUAGGAUUGGUAGGCCAUACUCCCCAUCUGUGAGCCUCUCGUAGGGGCUUAGAUGGAAUUAGCAUAGCAUAGCGUAGCAUACAUCAUACCAUACUAUACUCACGACAUAAGUGAUAUUGAAACGUAUUCCCACAACUAAAUCUACUCCUGAU